This is a messenger RNA of Strongylocentrotus purpuratus (purple sea urchin), 920 nucleotides long. RefSeq names its product prefoldin subunit 2-like. Gene Ontology annotation, cellular component: prefoldin complex; cytoplasm. Bases 32 to 478 code for a protein of 148 amino acids. Gene Ontology annotation, molecular function: protein folding chaperone. NCBI's taxonomy places the organism in Eukaryota, Metazoa, Echinodermata, Echinoidea, Camarodonta, Strongylocentrotidae. The transcript has 3 exons. The record is from RefSeq and is a predicted model, not a curated record. Gene Ontology annotation, biological process: protein folding.
UUCGAAUUACAACGUUAUCAUCGUGCUUAAAAUGGCAGACAAGAAAGUAGUAAAAAUGGGCAAUGCCAAAAAGAUGUCUCAUGAACAAAUUGUGGCUGGCUUCAACCAAUUGAGGCAAGAUCAGAGAGCACUUGUUUCCAAGAUUGCAGAGCUAGACUCCGAUCAAAAUGAACACAGGUUGGUGUUAGAAACCCUUCAGGAGGUAGAUGGAGAGAGGAAGUGUUUUCGUCUGGUGGGCGGAGUUUUAGUGGAAAGGACGGUGAAGGAUGUUCUUCCGGCAUUAACACACAAUAAAGAACAGAUUGAACAGCUCACCAAGGGCCUGACCAAACAGAUGGAGAGCAAAGGUCGCGAAAUCAACGAGUACCGGGAGAAGCAUAAUCUGAAAGUACGGGGAGAGCAGCCCGCGGACCAGGCGCCAACAGAAAAGGCAGAUUCGUCGGGCUCAGCAGGGGUUUUAGUAUCUCAAGAAACGUAGUUAUUGUAGACUGAUGCCAGCCAGCCACCCACUUUGACAAUAAUACAACAAGAUAUCAUUGUCCGUUCAUAAAAAAGGCCAAUUAUUUAUUUGCAUCGCAGAGAGGACAUUUGGGUAUCGUUUAUGACGAUGACCCUAGUCAUUUGCUAUAAAACCUCUUGCGAAAAUCUUGAAGGGAUAAAUCAGCCGUACCCUUUCGCUGCAAUAGAGGAGAAGUCCAUGCUAUUCCUUCCGUUACCAACUACAGAAAGAUUCAAAUUUAUCCACAAUUGCCACUCUCCACCCGGGUGUAGUAGUGGGUACCUGGUCGGAAUUUAUUCCUUGAAUGCUUUUUAGUGCCUUAGGGCAGCUGGGCAAAAGCCAGGGUAAUAGUACUACAGUCAAACCUGCUUUAGUGACCACCUGUCUACAAAGACCCCUUGUCUACAAAGACCACUUGUCU